Nematolebias whitei (Rio pearlfish) is the source of this 2847-nucleotide messenger RNA. It is a transcript of the gene unc5b, whose product is annotated as unc-5 netrin receptor B. Gene Ontology annotation, molecular function: netrin receptor activity; protein binding. The transcript is spliced from 17 exons. Lineage: Eukaryota; Metazoa; Chordata; Actinopteri; Cyprinodontiformes; Rivulidae. Gene Ontology annotation, biological process: anterior/posterior axon guidance; netrin-activated signaling pathway. The record is from RefSeq and is a predicted model, not a curated record. Gene Ontology annotation, cellular component: membrane. The coding region runs from base 1 to 2805 and encodes 934 amino acids.
AUGGCUGGACAUGGGCACCAGCGGCACCUGCUACCCGAAAAGGAAGAAGCAGAGGGCAGCGACUACAGCGAUGCCGAUGUUCUCCCCGACUCUUUCCCGUCUGCACCGGCAGAACCGCUGCCAGAGUUCCUGCUAGAACCAGAGAAUGGUUUCAUUGUGAAGAACCGACCGGUCCAGCUGCGCUGCCGGGCGUCGCCGGCCACCCAGAUCUACUUCAAAUGUAACGGAGAGUGGGUGAAUCAGAAUGAUCACAUCACCAGAGAGAGCCUGGAUCAGAACACAGGUCUGGUUGUGCGUGAGGUGGACAUCUCCGUGUCCAGGACCCAGGUGGAGGAGCUGUUCGGACUCGAGGACUACUGGUGCCAGUGUGUGGCCUGGAGCUCGGCCGGCACCACCAAGAGCAACCGCGCUUAUGUUCGCAUCGCCUACCUGAGGAAGAACUUUGAGCAGGAGCCUCUGGGGAGGGAGGUGCGGCUCGAGCAGGAGGUGCUGCUGCAGUGUCGGCCCCCGGAGGGCAUGCCUGCUGCUGAGGUGGACUGGCUGAAGAAUGAGGACAUCAUAGAUCCGUCGCAGGACUCCAAUUUCCUGAUUACCAUUGAUCACAAUCUGAUCGUCAAACAGGCCAGGCUCUCGGACACAGCUAACUACACGUGCGUGGCUCGGAACGUGGUGGCGAAAAGGCGGAGCAGCACAGCGACGCUCAUCGUUUACGUGAGCGGAGGUUGGUCUUCUUGGACUGAGUGGUCAGAGUGUAACGCUCGCUGCGGGCGGGGCUGGCAACGGCGAACACGCAGCUGCACCAAUCCAGCCCCUCUGAAUGGAGGAGCCUUCUGUGAGGGCCCGCCAGUGCAGAGAGUAACUUGCACCACAAUGUGCCCAGUGGACGGAGGCUGGACGGAGUGGGCAAAGUGGUCCGCCUGCGGGACGGAGUGCACACACUGGCGCAGUCGCGAGUGCCAAGCCCCUCCACCUAUAAAUGGAGGAAAGCAUUGCAGUGGCAGCAUGAUGGAGAGUAAGAAUUGCACCGAGGGGCUGUGUGCAAAAAAUAAAAAGAUCUCAGUUGAACAUACAAGCCAUCCCAUGGCUCCAGGUAUGGGUGUAGCAGUGUACAUCGGCCUGGUGGUGGCUUUGCUGCUGAGUGUCAUAAUGGUGCUCUGCGUGGGCGUGCUGGCGUACCGUCGCCGGUGCCGCCAUCUCCACGGAGACAUCACAGAUUCCUCAUCAGCCCUUACCGCAGCGUUCCACCCCGGCAACUACAAGCCUCCAAGACAGGAUAUCCCCCACCCUCUUCAUCCCUCAGCUCCACCUGAUCUGACAGCCACAGCAGGCACCUUUCGGGGUCCUCUCUUCUCCCUGCCGCAGGGAGUCAACGACAGCCCCCACAAAAUCCCCAUGACCACCUCUCCCUUGCUGGACCCGCUCCCCAGUCUUAAAAUCAAGGUGUACAACUCCUCCACCCUGUCCUCCAUGGAGCUGCCAGCCGACAUGUGCCUGGGUGACGGGGAGAUCCUCAGCCUGAAAUCUGUGGGCACCGUGGGGAGAGAGCGGGACUAUCACAGCCACACACUGUCCAGAGAGCCGGGCUUGAGCACCAGCGCCACCUUGGGAAGUCUGGGUGGACGCCUUACCAUCCCCAGCACAGGUGUGAGUUUGCUGGUCCCGCCUGGCACGAUCCCGCAGGGGAAGUUCUACGAGAUGUACCUCAUUAUUAACAAGUGGGACAAAACAACGUUGCCGUCUGAGGGCAGUCAGACUGUAUUAAGUCCUGUGGUGAGCUGUGGUCCAUCUGGGAUGCUGCUGAACCGGCCUGUGGUCCUUACUCUGCCCCACUGUGCCCAGUUGGACACACCGACACCCGACUGGACCCUCAUGCUCAAAACACAAACACACCAGGGUGCAUGGGAGGAGGUGUUGACGGUAGGGGAGGAGACUUUGUCAUCCCCGUGCUACCUGCAGCUGGAGGAGGAGUGUUGCCAUGUCCUCAUGGAGCAGCUGGGCACGUACGGCCUUGUGGGCCAGUCCUGCCCACCACGACCCGCCUGCAAGCGCCUGCAGCUGGCUCUGUUUGCCCCCCGAGCACCGUGCCUCUCCCUGGACUACAGUCUUCGUAUCUACUGUAUCCAUGACACCCCACACGCGCUCAAGGAUGUGCUGGAUUUGGAGAGGAGUCUAGGUGGAGUUUUGAUAGAAGAUCCCAAACCACUGCUCUUCAAAGACAGUUACCACAAUCUCCGCCUGUCCAUCCACGACAUUCCUCACACCUACUGGAGAAGCAAACUUCUGGCCAAGUACCAGGAGAUCCCCUUCUAUCACAUCUGGAGUGGCAGUCAGAGACCUUUGCACUGCACCUUCAGCCUGGAGAGAGCCAGCCUGGCCGUGUCGCAGCUCGCCUGCAAGAUCUGUGUCCGACAGGUGGAAGGGGAGGGACAGAUAUUCCAGCUGCACACAGACAUCCAGGAGACUCUCCCGCCGCACUCGCCACUCCCCUCAGGAACCUCCUGCAUACCUUCUUCUCAGCUGGGACCUUAUGCCUUUCGCCUACCUGACUCCAUCCGCCAGAAGAUCUGUGCCAGUUUGGAUGCUCCCAGUGCUCGAGGCUGUGACUGGAGGCUACUGGCUCGCAGUCUGGGCUUUGACAGGUAUCUGAACUACUUUGCCACAAAGCCCAGCCCCACAGGUGUUCUGCUGGACUUAUGGGAAGCGUGUCACCAAGGUGAUGCAGACCUGGUCUCUCUGGCGACAGCUCUGGAGGAGAUGGGCAAAAGUGAAGUGCUAGUUGUCAUGACGACAGAUGGGGAUUGUUGAUUGGUCAAGAAACAAAGCAAGAAGGACUUCUUUUUUUUUUUU